GACUCAUCGACGUCCUCAGGAUUCCCACCUCCGCUCCGAGCAGAACUUCGCUCAGUCGUUCAUCCCAGCGCCGAGACAAGUCGGCUCAUUCUCUUCAAGCCAGCGGGAUCAACGUGAGCCGUCCAGCUCCAGAAGCUGCAGAACACCUGGAACAUCAGGAUCAGACCAUGAGGAGCCGAGUCGCGCUGUGUGCGCUGGCGCUGCUGUGCCUCCACAGCUCCGUCUUUGGGCAGGAGGUCGUGGACGUGCAGCCUGGCGUCCUGAUCUUCUGUGACGACCCGUCUGUAGAAAAGGCCGUGAGCAGCGCUGUGACCAAGUUCAACGGGAAGCUGACCAGCGGACACACGCUGGCCCUGUUCCAGAUCCUGACGGCCAGUAAGUCAGAGAACGGCGCCAACUCCGUGUACUCGCUGCAGUUCACCACCAGGAGGAGCGACUGCCUCGCUGAAGACAGGAAGCCCUGGAGCGACUGUAACUAUCUGCCCUACGGACACAAGGCUCCGAUCUCAUGCAACGCCACCGUCAACAUGUCAGACACAGAGGCAGACACUAAACAGGUGGACUGCCUCGUUGACCACGUGACUCCGGACAAGGCUCCCUGUCUGGGCUGCCCCAGGGAGAUCGACGAGAACUCGGAGGACAUCAGAGUUCCUCUUUCUGCCUCCAUCUCCAAGUACAACUCCAUGUCCACCCACACGCACCUGUUCACCCUCAACAACCUGGGCCCCGUCACCCAGCAGGUCGUCGCAGGCCUCAGGUACAAGAUGAGCUUCGACAUGAGGAAGACCAAAUGUGCCAAAGCCGAACACAAAGACCUGAACGAACUGUGUGUCUUGGAUGGAGAGAAAGCGGAGUUUGUCACCUGUAACUCCAUCGUGGACGUCGCGCCGUGGAGAUUCGAGAACCCAGAGGUCCAGUUAGAGUGUGCGGACGGUGAAAUGCCUGUUUCGUUCAGCCGGCGUCGUCCUCCCGGCUGGUCUCCACUCAGGUCCAUUCUGCGGGAAACCCCCCCCUCCUUUAAGAAGCCUACGGCGGCACCACCUGUGGCCCCUUCAGCGGCUUCACCCAAGAAGGAAUCCUCCGAGGAGGACAACACGGGCUCCAAACACACGCCCCCCACGGCGGCUGCCGAGGAGCUGAAGAAGAACCCGUUCCACUGCCCCUCCAAGCCCUGGAAGCCCUGGAGCCCCGUGGAGCCCCCCCCCCCUGGGGCCCCCACCCAGGCCAGCACCACGGCCACGGCGGCUCCGCCCGCGGACGGCCAGGCGUGAGGCGCCCACCGGCCGCUCCAGAUGCUCCACACACUCUCACCAACACCAGGGCGAUCAAGGAACAGAGCAAAGGGAAGGACUGACAGCUCUGCACUCAUCCGUGUGGAAUCAGUUUCAUGGGAAAAGCAACGAUCACAUUUUACAAUAAAGGUUGUUGGUUUUA
Messenger RNA from Betta splendens (Siamese fighting fish), 1434 nucleotides. It is a transcript of the gene kng1, whose product is annotated as kininogen 1. Lineage: Eukaryota; Metazoa; Chordata; Actinopteri; Anabantiformes; Osphronemidae. Gene Ontology annotation, biological process: negative regulation of blood coagulation; negative regulation of endopeptidase activity; positive regulation of cytosolic calcium ion concentration. Gene Ontology annotation, cellular component: blood microparticle; extracellular region. The transcript is spliced from 9 exons. The coding region runs from base 168 to 1271 and encodes 367 amino acids. Gene Ontology annotation, molecular function: cysteine-type endopeptidase inhibitor activity. The record is from RefSeq and is a predicted model, not a curated record.